CAAGGAAAGAAUUAAAAGUAGUUGUGAGAAGCGAGAUUAGAGGGCUGAUAAUGGAAUUAAGAUUGGAAAUGAAAUUAGAUAGGAUAUUGGAAAUAUUGGUGAAAGGAAGUUUUUCUUCGUUUUUCGUUGAUUUAGCAUAUGAUUUGUUUUUGGGCGGAGGGUGUUCGUACCAAAGUCACGGGGGCAGCGACAAGAACGGUGCUGGUGGCGGCGGGCGUGACGUCAAUGCCGUGAAACCRGACGCAAACCAAUACUCUGGGCCGCAAUUCGACCCGGAAACACCCAGGAACGUGACGGCGCUGGAGGGAAAAUCUGCGUAUUUGACAUGCAAAGUCAAGAAUUUGGAUAACAAAACGGUAUCAUGGAUAAGACACAGAGACAUACACAUACUUACAGUGGGCGCAUACACAUACACCAGUGACCAGCGGUUCCAGGCCAUUCACCACAGGUCGCACUCGGACCAAUGGACGUUGCACAUCAAAUGGGCACAAAAAAGAGAUGCGGGAAUUUACGAGUGCCAGGUGAGCACGCAACCAGUGAGGAGCAUAUUCGUCACACUGAACGUCGUCGACGAUAAACCGCCRCCCUCGGACAGCGACGAUAGUUUACUAGACAUGAUGAUAAGAGACGGAGACUUUACAAAAGUGCCAUCUGCUUCAAUUUCCGGUGGUCCGGACAUUCACGUGAACGAAGGAAGCACCAUUAAUCUGACGUGCAYCGUAAAGUUCAGUCCAGAGCCGCCGUCUUACAUCUUCUGGUACCAUUACGACGAAGUGAUCAGCUACGAUUCGGUUCGUGGUGGUGUGAGCGUGGUCACAGAAAAAGGAGACGUGACGGUCAGUUACCUACUCAUACAAGAUGCAGUGCAAGCGGAUUCUGGCAAGUACACGUGCAACCCGUCGAACGCGGACUUAUCCAGCGUAGUCGUUCACGUCCUAAACGGCGAGAGUCCUGCRGCCAUGCAGACCGGAUCAGCCGGCUUAUCUAACAGUUCCAUCACGAUACUUUGCGUGAUGAUCUUAAGCUGGACGUUUACCAGGACCGACGAUCAGCUGAGAUAAUAGACGCGCGCCCGCCACCGGUUUCCGCUUCUUUUCAGCUACCAUUAUACUUUGAUAAUAUAAACUGUAUCAUCGUUAUAUAACAUUUACAUUUAAUUACACGCCAUAAUGAUAAGAAACUUUUAAAAAAAUUUCUAAAAAUAUAUAAAAAAAAAAAAAAGGAAACAACGCGAGAACGCGAGAACGCGAGAACGAGAAAAAAUCAUCGGAAGUGAUGUAUAUUCUCUCAUUUCGAGUAACCAAGCAAAUACCGCGGUCCGAUAUUGAAUCACAUAUGCGUCAUAAUAACAUCGGAUUUAUUCCGCUAUGAUAUAAUUUUAAUAAUAUUCAAUUUUAUGACUUUAGCGAUAGACCGCCAUGUGUCGGAAAAACGGGCUCGUGUUAUUUCCCUUCUUUUUAUUCCAGAAAAGAGUGUGUAAAUAAUAAAUAUUAUGACUAUAAUAAUUAUUAUUAUAUACGUUGUACAGAAUUCUGAAUUUUUCUAUGUACCCACACUCCGUCGUCGCCAAUCGCACGUUCAGUKUGUGGAUAUAAUAAUAAUAAUAUUAUUCUACAAUAUACYUAUUCAUAUUAUAUUAUUAUUGUUAUUGUUAAACGAUAGAUGUUGCUUACACGAGUGGCAAGCUGGGGUUUGUUUCCGCGAAAACGACAUCGUUGUCAAACUUAACAGUGAAAAACUCGUGUUUUUGUUUUGUUUAUUUUUACGAAUUGUUACUCUGUACAUAAUAUAUAAUAUAUAUAUAUAAUCUCCAAGUUCUCGUAAAAUAAUUUGCACAUCCCCGUUUACGUCGCGUACUCCUUGUGUUAUCGCGUCCCCGUUAAUAGAUUAGUAGUAAUUAUAUAAUAUCCGGUCGUUUUGCAUAAAAAAAAAUAUUUAUUUUUAUUUCUUUGUACGUGUUGUAUUGCCGRAUAAACAUGUCCGGGCGGAAACAUUAUCUCAUAUCCAUACCACAAAAACGAACGAAAAUCGAAAAGAGAUAAUCGCACCCGUUUCAGUUUACCCAUACAGGUACAUGGUAUAUUAUAUGAAGCUUCACAGCAAGUAAUGUUGUUAUAAAAAUUGUGAGCGAUUGACGAUUCCUGUAAACAAGGGGUGUCUUUCGGAUGAGGGGACGGGGCAGACUUCCGUAUUCGUGUUUGAAAUGCUAUACGAUAUCAUACAAACCUAGUAUUCCCGCGAAGUCUAUAACCUAUCCGGGGUAYGAUCGCCUGAAAACUUUGAUGUCCCAUAACUGGCAAUUUUUAAAUCAUAUCAUAUAACAAUAUUUUAAGCUGAAUAAAUAAUUUUAGAACAUUCGAUUAACGAUGUUGAAAAAGUUAAACGCACAUCAUAUACAACAGAUGUAGGUGAAAGAAACCUUGAACUAGAGAGAGGGUUGAGAGAGAAAGAGAGAAAGAGAGAGAGAGAGAGAGAGAGAGAGAUUAAGAUAAAAGAA
This is a messenger RNA of Diuraphis noxia (Russian wheat aphid), 2497 nucleotides long. Its product is annotated as zwei Ig domain protein zig-8-like. NCBI's taxonomy places the organism in Eukaryota, Metazoa, Arthropoda, Insecta, Hemiptera, Aphididae. Gene Ontology annotation, biological process: synapse organization. The record is from RefSeq and is a predicted model, not a curated record. Gene Ontology annotation, cellular component: neuron projection membrane.